Messenger RNA from Carassius auratus (goldfish), 2848 nucleotides. RefSeq lists its product as uncharacterized. The coding region runs from base 998 to 2530 and encodes 510 amino acids. Lineage: Eukaryota; Metazoa; Chordata; Actinopteri; Cypriniformes; Cyprinidae. The record is from RefSeq and is a predicted model, not a curated record. The transcript is spliced from 5 exons.
AGACUAUGAUCCGGAUGAAGUACUUCACUUUAGAGUAUUUGAACCAAAAGAUUGCAUCAUUCCCAUAUCAGCACACUGAUAAAGUGGAUAGACCUCAUCCAAUUCCCAAAACAUUUUUGUCUCGAGGAACGAUAGGAGGGAAUGGACAUGAAAAUGCUACUCUGCUCCGACUGCUUCCAUUACUUGUAGGCAGUGUAGUACCAGAAGGUGAUGGUGCAUGGACAGUUUUGAUGGAACUGAAAGAGGUAGUGCAGUUAGCAUUAUGCCCAUCAUUUACUGAUGAAACCUUAGACUAUUUUCAGUCCAAAAUCAGUGAUCAUAAGCAAGUACUUCUGCAAACGUUCCCAGAGUUUAACCUUCGUCCUAAACAUCACUACGUGGAGCAUUACCCCACCAUGAUCAAGUGCUUUGGGCCCCUGGUGCAUGUUUGGACAAUGCGAUUUGAGGCCAAACACCGUUUUUUUAAACGAGUGGUGCAUGACGCUCAAAACUUCAAAAAUAUUUUGAAGACAAUGGCAGUCAGACACCAACACAUGAUGGCAUACCAUCUUGCUGCCCCUUCAUUUUUCAACCCUGAAACACAAGCGUCCAGUGUUGACUCUGUUCUGGUUUCAGCUCUACCAGAAGUAGCUCAGCUACACAUCAGAAGACUAACAACUAGUGACACAAUAUACCAGACAUCAAAGGUUACCAUCAAUGGCACAGACUAUGUCUGUGGAAUGUUUUUGUCUGUCGGAGAGAGUGGUGGACUACCUAGGUUUUGCAGAGUAGAACACAUUUACCUUGUCAAUAGCACCAUUUCAUUCCUUUGUUCUGAUUGUGAGUCCUGGUUUUCAGAACAUCUUGGAUCCUAUGAGCUCUCACCUUCACAGACAAGUCUGUCAAUCCACCUAAGGUCUGACUUAAACGAUUCAGUCCCUCUCUCUGCAUACGAGGUAGAAGGCUCGCUUCUGUUGACACCCAAGAGAUUCAUACAAAUAAAACAAGCCAGUGCAUAAUGGCAGCUUUAUCUCCACAAGCCAUGAUCCUUCGUGUUGUUGAGCCAGACCGGGCUAGAAAAUUAAAACUUAGUUCACGACCAGCCUCUGUUGAUGCACUGAUUGCUGUUAUAAAAGAACAGCUGGAAAUAGACCUUGACUUCAGUUUAAAAUAUGAAGACCCUGACUUUGAUGGAAAACUUACUUCCCUCUCUGACAUUGAUGAGUUGCCACAGAAAGCUGUUGUGCAUGUGUCAUUUGAGCAAGAUUCCAGCUCUGUUGCAUCAACAGAAACAAUGUCAAGUGUAUCAUCCUCAGAACGUGGGAGAAGAUGGCCUUCACAUAUUUUUCCAAUUCCCACAUUUUCUUUUGACGUUGAACUGAGACUUCGGGAAGGUAAUGCCGAAUUUGAGAAGAACAACAAGCAACUUCAGUUAACUAGAGACAUAAAACAUGACAUUUUAGAAAAGCUAGCAUCUGUGAUGUAUGGCUACAAGGCUUAUCCCAGUGAUAAGGAGAUAGCAAUGGUAGCUGAGGCUCUUGUGGUAAAACAUCCUUGCUUGAAAGAAGCAGGAUCUCAGACUGGCUGGAAUGGGUGGAAAAAUAGCCUCAAAUUUAAGAUGGGGAACUAUAGGAGCAAGAUGAGAAGGGCUGGAUGUCCAGAGAUCACUGUAAAUGCUGGAAAAAGGAGUGCAAUGAAUCCUGACAAUGAAUCUUCACAUUCAAAUAUUAAAAGACCCAAACGAGCAGAAGUAAACUUUUUGCCCAACUUUCCCCAAGGAGAAAAUCCCUCAACUCUUGAACAGUUGAGACAGAAAAUUGUUGAUGAAAUGAAGAAAGCUGAGAAGAACUUACCACUUAUAAAAAAGAUGAUGCAAACCACCUUUGCUCUGCGGCGACAGACCAUAGUGAAGACAUGCCCACCAGUAAAAGAGCUCAUGGAACUCUGGCCUGCACUCAAAAUGGAAUCUGAGGUGUAUGCAGAGUUCCAACGGAUUACAAACGAGAACCUGCCCAACACAUUCUACUCUGAGCUUGACCGACAUCUUCCUAGACUGAUGACCCUGUUCAGACAGAAAGCAUCCAGAACCGGGAAGACAUCAGAUACUUUAACUGAAAUCCUAAGAAUCCAUGAUGACCAGGAGUUUCAUGACAUACACACCAAACGUGUCACUGUUCUUCAUGCGCUUCCUGUGUAUCUACGUGAGGACGUCUCUGGGUUUUUAAGGACCUGCAUGGACACAUCUGAUGAGCCAGAGCUUUUAGAUGUUGCAGUGGCCCUCCUCACAGUCAUCAAAGAUAAUGACACAAGUCCAGUUCACUUCCAGCCUGUGAAAAUCUCUGUUGUCAUCGAAAUUGAGAUUGUGGGCAGCCUCUCCAGAUUUGCUGAUGCCUUCCUGGUAAUGUUUGGACUAAUCUAUGCACUACACCUCAACUAUCCCAGGGGACUGACCAACACUUUUGAAUUCAUUCAAAAGAUUUUGCUUGGUCUUGAUGAGGGUAAACUGUCACCCAAGUUACAGAGUCUCAAAAAUGACUUGAUGUGUAUGUAGAAAUGUAUUGGAAAAAUUACUAAGGCCUGGCAGUUCCUCAGUAGUUCAAUGUAAAAACAAUUUGUGAAAAUAAUGGUUGAAAGGUUUUUGCACUUUUUCCCCCCAAAAUGUGCACAGUGUGCAUUUAUUAAUGUGCAGUUUUCAUUUCUAAAUGUUAUUUGUGAUUUUAAAACAGCUCUUGUUCUUUACAAUUGUUAAGUACAGCUGGGUAGUACUUGGUAACAAUGCAUGUAAUUUAGUUUUAAAUGGUUCAUGUUUUUGUAAAAGUUCAUGCAGGUUUGUGAAUUUGUAAUGUCCGAGAUGUGGUCUUAAUCAGUU